Molecule: messenger RNA, 1545 nt
Organism: Nylanderia fulva
Lineage: Eukaryota; Metazoa; Arthropoda; Insecta; Hymenoptera; Formicidae
Source: RefSeq, a predicted model, not a curated record
AUGGAUAUCCGAGACAUCUCAGGCCUGGACAACAUCGUAGCUGACGCACUAUCACGGAUGAACGACAUCACGUUGCCUGUCAUCGUCACGACAGAGGACAUAGCGGCAGAACAGCAGACGGACGAGGAGCUUAAAAGCCUCCUUAAAAAUUCAGGCGAACUGCAAUUAAAACGAUUACGAUUAGAAGGCACGGAAACCACAGUAUACUGCGACAUAUCAACGGACAGCAUCAGACCUUACAUUCCAAAACCCCUAAGGAAGAGGAUCUUCGAUGUCGUCCAUAAUACAACUCACUCCAGCGGCAGGGUGACUAGGAAGAACAUAGCGUCCAAAUUCGUGUGGCCGGCCAUGAACAAAGACAUCGGCGAAUGGGCUCGCACAUGCCUGCAAUGUCAACGGGCCAAAAUUAGCAGACAUGUUAGAAGGAAGCGGGAACACAUUAAAGUACCAGAAGACAGAUUCGCACACAUACACUUGGAUAUCGUAGGACCACUACCACCAUCACGAGGUUACCGUUACUGUCUAACAAUGAUCGACAGGUUUACCAGAUGGCCGGAGGCGGUUCCGAUUCUAGACAUCACCGUGGACACCAUCGCAAACGCAUUUUUCGGAUCCUGGGACACAACACACAACCGCGUACAGACCGCAAUCAAAUGUCACGAGACGACCGAUUGGGUAAAAGUCCUGCCCGUAGUGAUGUUGGGAUUGCGGAACGCGUUAAAAGAAGACAUCAGUACAUCUGCUGCCGAACUCGUGUACGGGACGCAGCUGAGAAUACCCGGCGAAUAUUUCAGCCAGGAGGAGCCAUCUCAGGACCCGUUUCCAUUCCUGGAAAAAUUACGACAGGCGAUGCGGGAAAUACGAUCACGACAAACAGCACACCACAACAGACCACGAACAUUCACACACAAGACUCUGUGCACAUGCACCCACGUCUUUUUACGUGUAAACAGCAUGCGGGGACCAUUGCACCAGCUGUACGAAGGUCCUUACGCUGUCAUAGAACGAAUUAGCGAUUUCUGUUUUAGGAUCGACAUCAGAGGACAACCAACAGACGUGUCCAUCGAUCGACUGAAACCAGCGUUCCUGGAGACUACCUCGGGCGAACCUCCACUAGCGACGUACGGGAGAACGGCCGCCACGAGCACCAACACCAUUCCCAAACCAAUCCAGGAAGCCGCACGGGGAAUUCGCAAAAAUGUAGUACAUCUUGUUGAAACAAAUGCAUUUAAAGAAAUUUCAACUAAAGUACCCAAAGAUAAACUCAAGGAUUAUGCACAAUUGACUGAGAGAUUACAGUUUUUACAAAUGGCGUUUUGUGUUGGAAACGAAAUAAUCCUAAUUCGAAUUUGGCGCGAAGCGCCCGAUCAGAAGGAGAAAGCGCUCGCGGUGUCGAGGACCGAUGGCGCAGCGUGCGCGUUAUCCAGCAACGCGGAAGCAGCGACCGUACGUGCGAAGCAGAUUCGUGGCAACGGUCCUGGCGAACAUGUCUACAAGAAAAGAUUGUCUCAGCGAAAGUGUUGGUCGAACCGCAAAGGUUGGUAG